This is a messenger RNA of Clonostachys rhizophaga, 1068 nucleotides long. Lineage: Eukaryota; Fungi; Ascomycota; Sordariomycetes; Hypocreales; Bionectriaceae. The record is from the annotation of a GenBank genome assembly.
AUGCUUUCUCUCUCGACCAUCUUCACCGCGGCCCUCGCCCUGGCAGGCGCCGUCAACGCUGCAUGUGGUGACGGAUCGACCCAAGCAAGUGUCUCCGGUUCUGGCACCUUCACAGCGACUGUGAACGGAGCCAACGUGUACAGUGGCACUGAUUACCGCCUCGCCAUCCAGACCGCUCUCGACCGUAUCAGCAGCGGGCAGCGGCUGGUCGUGUGGUCUUCUGGCUCUAUCGGUUCCAACACUAUUACCGUCACUGGAGGCAAGACGUUUGAGGUCUGCGGCACUCUCAACGCGGUCGCCCGAAGUGGACGGGGUGCAAUCGAAGUAACCAACCAGAAUGAUGUCAGCAUCCCCUACCUGACCAUGACUGGAAACCCAUACUUUGGUCUUCGCUUCUCCGGCACACGCAACCUGAACCUUGGAAAGAUCACCAUGAACCUUAGCGGCGGCCUAGGGAUUCGAUUUGAUCGUGACCUUGCUCAGAACUAUAACGUCAGGAUGGACGUUAUCACCGUGACGGGUGCUGGUAGCCAUGCGGUGGAGACGUGGAAUAUUGAUGGCCUGACCAUCAACUCGGUCAUUGCUCGCAACGUUGGCGAGUGCGGUCUCUUGCUUCAGAAGACUAUUAACGCAUGGGUCGGAUAUGUUGAAGGCAACAACGUUGCGGCUGGAACUGGAUACGCCACUCUUCGAUUCGCCAACAACAACGGACAGCUUGCAAACGGUCAGUAUACUACGACAAACGUCUACAUUGACAAGGUCUACUCUCGUGGCGGUGGUCGCGGCAUCUUCUGUGUUUCCAUGUCCGGCGCAGCCGAAAUCAAGUACAUCGACCUUGCCAACAACGGCAACAACGCCGUGCUCAUCGAGAAUUGCUACAACCUGGCUAUUAGAGAUGGUGUUAUCAACGGAGGGGGGGAGGUCCGCGUUGCUGCUCGUUCUGAGUUCCCCAACACGAGUGGCAUCUUCUUCGAGGUCGAGGUGAACAAUAAUUCGGUCCGGGAGUCUCCCUGUGCCGAGAACAUUUUCUGGGCCAUCACUGGCAACGCUAGCAAGAACAUCUGCUAG